Gilbertella persicaria is the source of this 805-nucleotide messenger RNA. RefSeq lists its product as uncharacterized. Lineage: Eukaryota; Fungi; Mucoromycota; Mucoromycetes; Mucorales; Choanephoraceae. The transcript has 3 exons. The record is from RefSeq and is a predicted model, not a curated record. The coding region runs from base 20 to 715 and encodes 231 amino acids.
CUUUGCUUUGUUUCCUAUUAUGAGCCAUAUUCCCAAGAAAGCAUUUGUGUUCUACUGUCCAAUAGAACCUGAUCAACCUAUUCCAAAUGUUGACUCGAUUACAUUACUCGGAUGUUCUGGUCAGAUAGCUUUAGAGAAAACUAGCAACAAUGAUAUGUUACAGCUAUUAGGUGUACACGAUAUGGAUACAGAUAUUCAAUGCUCAUUUAAGCAGAGAUUCAAUGACAUGUCAUUACACAUCUUCUCCAAUUCAUCUACUACAAAGGCUCUUUCAAAACAACUUGGUUGUACAUGUCAGCCCAUCGAAUCAAUAGAUCAAAUCAAACAGCAAGAUAGCCAUAUCAUCUUUGUUGAUUUUACAGACGAUACACAACAUGCAUGGCAAUUUAUCGACCAAUUAUCUGACCAACCAAGCGCAAAUACUAUCUAUUGCAUUAUUUCACCUUCCAAUGUUAUACCUGACCAACAAAAACAUUGGUGGGAUACCUUAGUACCACGACAAAGCCAUGUUAUGAAGCAUGGUAGCAUUGUUGAAAUACAAGACAGAAAGUGUGUCUAUUCCUAUCUACAUACGGGCUCAUGCCGUAAAGACAAUACAACAAAAUAUACAUCAUCAGAUAUCAUUCAGAAUGGCAGCAACAACACUAUUUUAGCAUGGCACUUGAUGGCAGAAAUUGGCCACAAAUUAGGUUUUGUUGAAAAAUAUGGUGCAUAAUAAAGGAUGCAAUUGCUCUCUCUCUCUCUCUUUUUUUUUCGUUAUCUUUCACAAAAUGUUGUUAUCAAAGAGCAAUCUAGAAACAUUACG